Molecule: messenger RNA, 1308 nt
Organism: Arctia plantaginis
Lineage: Eukaryota; Metazoa; Arthropoda; Insecta; Lepidoptera; Erebidae
Source: the annotation of a GenBank genome assembly
AUGAGGACACGAGUGUUUCCUUCAGGUUUCUGGUUCGGUGCUUCCACCGCAGCCUAUCAGGUAGAAGGAGCUUGGAAGGAAGAUGGCAAAGGGCUAUCAAUAUGGGAUGAAGCAGCACACAGAAACCCAACUCCAAUCAUGGACAGCAGCACAGGUGACGUCGCUGCUAACUCCUACCAUCUCUACAAAGAGGACGUACAAAUCACAGCAGAUCUUGGACUAGAUUUCUACAUAUUCUCCAUAUCCUGGCCGCGGAUUCUGCCGAAUGGUUUCACGGAUCAAAUCAACAAAAAAGGAGUCAAAUACUACCAUUCAAUCAUGGACAAUUUAUUACUUCAUAAUAUUGAACCCAUGGUAACAAUGUAUCAUUGGGACCUUCCAACUGAGCUUCAGAGAAUAGGCGGCUGGACAAAUCCUAUCAUCGUAGAUUUAUUUGUGGAUUACGCAAAAUUAUUGUUUGAAACUUAUGGGGAAAAGGUGAAAUAUUGGAUCACAAUAAACGGGCCCAAGGAAAUAUGUGUAGGAGGAUACGGAACUGCAGCGAAAGCUCCAAUGAUGAAUAUGAGUGGGAUAGCUGAAUACCUGUGCACUAAAAAUUUACUAUUAGCUCAUGCAAAAACAUAUCACGUUUAUCAAGACCUUUACAGGAAGGAAUACAAUGGUUUUAUUGGGAUUGCAAUCAGUUUUGUUUGGUACGAACCAGCGUCGGAGACUGAGGACGACCAUCAGGCAGCUAUUGAUGCAAGAAUGUUUGAUUGGGGCCAAUACGCACAUCCAAUAUUCGCAAAAGGCGGAAAUUUCCCCCGAGAAGUAAAAACCAAUAUCGCCACCAAAAGUGCUGAUCAAGGUUAUUCCCAAUCUCGUCUUCCAGAACUAACUUCCUCUGAAGUGGCUCUGAUACAAGGAUCCGCUGACUUCUUAGGUGUAAAUUCUUACACGACGAAAUUGGCGUACAGAGAUGCUUCUUUCGAUGGAUCAUACAUGGUGCCAUCUUAUAUGGACGAUAUGGGUGCUGUGCUAAUCAAAAAUAUAUCUUGGCCACAGUCCGCUACUAGUUCGAUACAGGAGGUACCAGAAGGCUUCUUCGAUUUGUUGAUGGAACUUAAAACUAUUUAUGAGAAUCCAACGAUAUUUAUAACAGAGAACGGUUGGUCCACUGCCGGUGGGUUGGUGGACAAUGACAGAAUACAGUACCUGCGGAGAUAUAUAAUUGCUUUACAUGACGCUCUGGAGGAGGGAGCUGAUAUAAGAGGCUAUAGUGUCCGGUCUCUGUACGAUGGAUUUGAGUGGCUAUACGGGUACACGUGA